Molecule: messenger RNA, 723 nt
Organism: Prosopis cineraria
Lineage: Eukaryota; Viridiplantae; Streptophyta; Magnoliopsida; Fabales; Fabaceae
Exons: 4
Coding region: 94-396 (100 amino acids)
Source: RefSeq, a predicted model, not a curated record
CCUUUGAGCGUCGGGCAUUUCUGUCUCCCGGAACCAAAGCGUUAUGCUCUCCUUCCUAGUCUCUCGCAUCGCAUUUCAAACAAGCACAAAGCCAUGGCCAGUCUAGCAGCGGCCGCAGUUUGUCGAGCUGCUUCUUUAAGCCGUAUUUCUUCGCCAAGAACACCAAUUCAAGCCGCCAGCCUUAUCCAUAAGCGUGGUCUCGCCGGUGCCGCGGAUCACCAUGGAACCCCCAAAGUUAACUGUUGGCAAGAUCCGCUGAAUCCAUCUAAAUGGAAGGAAGAGCAUUUUGUAAUUGUUUCUUUAUCUGGCUGGGGUUUACUCUUCUUUGGUGGAUACAAGUUCUUCACUGGAGGCAAGGGCAAGAAAGAAGAGAAAUUGGUGGAAGCGACGCAGUGAAGUUUGGAUAUUUCCACAUCCCAACUGUUGCUGGUAAUAAUGUGAAGGCGUGGGCUUUCCCAUGUUUUCCGUUCUUUGUUUCGUUGGCUGGCGAGAAAUCCUUUUGGCUAGUUAUCGAUAAAUCCCUGAAUGAUGUUCCUUGGAAGACGAUUCUUUCCAGGACAUAUUUGCUACUUUUCAUUCACUAUAUGCUUGCCGGUCUUCUACUAAUAAUUUAAGGACACUUCUACUUUUGUAAGCAAUUAAUUUCAUUGACAUGAGCUACAACUGGUAUCGUCUUAUCGUUGUGCUCUAAAUGAGCCUAUUGACGUGAAGUAAUUGGCUGGA